This is a messenger RNA of Brugia malayi, 1071 nucleotides long. It is a transcript of the gene Bma-eipr-1, whose product is annotated as WD-repeat protein, putative. Gene Ontology annotation, molecular function: protein binding. Gene Ontology annotation, biological process: protein ubiquitination. Bases 1 to 1071 code for a protein of 356 amino acids. The transcript has 8 exons. NCBI's taxonomy places the organism in Eukaryota, Metazoa, Nematoda, Chromadorea, Rhabditida, Onchocercidae. The record is from RefSeq and is a predicted model, not a curated record.
AUGACGGAAGAAGCCUCUUUAAAGUAUGGGAUCAAUUUGCCCAGUCGAAGUAUUGUCAGUCUUCCAGCUGGGGAAAGAACUUUAUUUCUUGUUGGUACUCAAUCGUUAAAGGAGGAUAAUCAGAUUUAUAUGCUGGAAGUCGAUGAUAAUUGGCUUGAUAUUAGCACAAGGUCAUUUGAUCAUCCUUCUGGUGAAAUUUGGUCUAUGUCAAGCUCAUUCGUCGAUUCGAAUAUUUUUGCUACAUGUUAUGUUUCUUGGAAUGACACAAUACGAAGUGGUGUUGGUUUGUGGAAGAUCAAUGAUGACGAAUCAAAUCUUGUUGAGCUCGCUCAAUAUAUAUCUCCUUCGAAAAGUGGAAAAUGCAUUUCAGCUGAAUUCCAUCCGAGUGGAAAUAAAUUGGCGAUUGCCGUUGAUAAUUCUGUGCUAUUAGCUGAUGUUGUUAAUUCCCUAAAGAUAGAAAGUUCUACAUCGAUCGAUGGUAAAACACCAGUAAGUGCAUCGGUAUGGAAUUUUUACUCAAAUGGCAGUAUCUUAGCGGUAGCUUACGAUACAUUAGUGGAAGGAAUUGAUGUUCGCACUAUGCAGAAAACAUUUUCUAUUAGAAAUGUAAAUUCGCCUCGCGUUAGAAAUUUGGAUUUCAAUCCUAAUGUGGAGCACACUGUAGCAACUUGUGGUGAUGAUUUCAGAGUGGCAUUAUGGGAUAUACGGAAGUUAGAUAUGCCAUUGAAAGUUUUACAGGAUCAUAGGCAUUGGGUAUGGUGUGUUAAAUUCAACCCUUUUCAUGAUCAGUUGUUGUUAUCAGCAGGCAGUGAUGCUAGAUUAUUCCUGAAUAGCGUGGAAUCUCUUAGCUCUGAUUCUAAUCAUGCAUUGGCAUUGGACGACAGUUGUUCUACACUCGAAAAUGUUUUGGGUGAUAAAUGUUUGGAGAAGAUGGAAGAGCAUGAGGAAUCAGUAUACAGUUGUGCAUGGGCUGGUAGCAAUCCAUGGGUUUUCGCUUCAGUUUCCUUUGACGGCACAGUAAUCAUUUCAAAAUUAAAACAAAAUUUCAAAUAUGCUGUAUUGCGAUCUUAA